Setaria italica (foxtail millet) is the source of this 1721-nucleotide messenger RNA. RefSeq names its product phosphatidate cytidylyltransferase 4, chloroplastic. Bases 6 to 1187 code for a protein of 393 amino acids. The transcript has 6 exons. Gene Ontology annotation, molecular function: transferase activity, transferring phosphorus-containing groups. NCBI's taxonomy places the organism in Eukaryota, Viridiplantae, Streptophyta, Magnoliopsida, Poales, Poaceae. The record is from RefSeq and is a predicted model, not a curated record. Gene Ontology annotation, cellular component: membrane.
AAUCGAUGUUCACAUCGAACUCUCCGCCUCCACACUCCCUGCCUCCCCCAACCCAUCCCACCCCGUUCCCACCUCCCAUGGCGGCGCCGGCGCCGGCGCCGGCGGCCACACACCUCCAGCGCCCGUUCCUCCUACUUCCUUCCCCGCCGCGACCCCACCCUCCUCUUCGCCUCCGCUUCCUCCUGCCGUCCCCGCCGCCCCUCCGCCUGCGCCGCCGCUUCCCGCUCCUCGCGGCCGCCGCCGUCUCCGCGGGCGGCGGGGGCGGGGAGGAAGCCUCCAGGAAGGCCGACAAGGCCCGGCAACUACAGAAGCGGGUCCUCGUGGGCGUCGCCAUCGGGGUGGGAGCUGGCGGCAUCGUGGUCGCCGGCGGCUGGGUCUUCGCCGCCGCCGUGGCAGCUGCCGUCCUUGCCGGCUCCCGAGAGUACUUCGAGCUCGUCCGGAGCACCGCCAGCGGAGGCGGGACCCCGCCGCCGCGUUACGUGUCCCGCGUGUGCUCCGCCAUCUGCGCUCUCAUGCCCAUCCUUACGCUGUACUACGGGCGCAUGGACGUUACUGUGACGUUUUCUGCAUUUGUUAUUGCAAUAUCAUUGCUAUUACAAAGAGGAAAUCCUCGUUUUGCUCAGCUAACUAGCUCAGUUUUUGGUUUAUUUUACUGCGGCUAUCUUCCUUCUUUCUGGGUUAAGCUUCGCUCGGGACUAGCUGCGCCAGCCUUGAAUACAAGAAUUGCAUACAGUUGGCCAAUUCUUCUUGGUGGACAAGCUCACUGGACAGUUGGACUUGUAGCAACCUUGAUUGCUAUUAGUAGCAUCAUUGCUGCAGACACUUCAGCUUUCCUUUGUGGAAGGGCAUUUGGUCGUACACCUUUGACUAACAUAAGCCCUAAGAAGACCUUGGAGGGUGCUUUAGCUGGUCUAGCUGGCUGUGUACUGACCACUGUGCUGCUGUCAACUUUCUUACGCUGGCCAAGGUCGCUGUUGAGUGCUACAGCUUAUGGAAUCCUGAUCUUUCUGGGCUCAUUAUUUGGGGAUCUUGUUGAAUCCCUGAUCAAACGUGAUGCUGGCGUGAAGGACUCUGGAUCACUCAUUCCUGGUCAUGGUGGAAUUCUUGACCGAGUUGACAGCUACGUUUUCACAGGGGCACUUUGUUACUCUUUUGUCAGAGUAGCUCUACCCUUGUAUGGAGUCUGAUUACAGCAGCUAGUCGUUCACUGUCAACAUGUCUUUAUUCUACCCUUUGUUUGGGUCUGAUUACAGCAGCUCGCCGUUUGUUGUCAACAUGUCUUUCUUCGACCAUCAGCAAUGUGGUCUUGAAGUUUUACAUAAUGAUUAGUGUCGCGGAGAUGCCACAGAUCAAUCUUCAUCGCGGGACAAUGUCGUGUCCUGCCCAAGCAAAUUUAGUGGCAAGCGCCUGACUGUUAAAGAUACAACAGUUGUAUUACAACCAGAGAAUGCGCCUGCUAACUUGGACAGUUUCUUAUGUUGGGUUUGAGCUGUUCUUCCCGGCUCAACCAGUUUGCCAAACUUGUCACUUCGGGUGUAGAUAGUUUGUUUUUUUAGAGUAAAAGGGUAAGGCUAAUUCUUCACCACAAAAGUUGUUAAAGUGUAUUAAGGAGGCUUAUGUUGAUAGCUCUAGUAGACCAAAUCAUACUUGUUGACAUCCGUUGUUUUCAUGAUUCAAGGCAUCUGAUUGACAUUUAAAGGCAGGCAUGGUUUUCAGCUAAA